Messenger RNA from Ostreobium quekettii, 1155 nucleotides. The record is from the annotation of a GenBank genome assembly. NCBI's taxonomy places the organism in Eukaryota, Viridiplantae, Chlorophyta, Ulvophyceae, Bryopsidales, Ostreobiaceae.
AUGAUAUGCUUGUGGUCAAAAAAUGGACUCAGAGCGGGCUUGAGACAUCGCCGGUCGUCUUGGCCCAGGAUGGCCGAGUUCCUGCAGUACUGCGCUCGAUGGUCCCUGUUUUACGUCGGUGGGGCCUUUGAGCUUGCGGGAAACGCGUGCGGCAACGUCGCCAAUCUCCUGUGUGAAAGGAAACAAGACACGUCCAGGUACAAGAGCGCCAACGGCAAGGUGUGCGUAGUGACAGGGGCCAAUGCUGGGGUUGGCUUGUCCACGGCAAAACUCUUGGCCAAACGAGGAGGCCAUGUCAUCUUGGCCUGCAGGUCGAAGGAGCGGGGCCAGAAAGCAGCAGAGCUUGUUAAGUCUGUAACUCCCCUCCAAGGUUGCUGCCCUCCAAAGGUUGAGGUCAUGCAAUUGGACCUUGCCUCCCUCAAGAGCGUCAAGAAGUUUUGCCGCAAUUUUGAUGGACGUCGCUUGCAUUUGGAUUUGCUUGUCUGCAAUGCUGGUGUCAUGAAACUGCCACAGAGAACUAUCACAGAAGAUGGAGUGGAGGCCCAGUUCCAGGUGAACUAUUUGGGUCAUUGGCUGCUGACCAAUUGCCUUUUGCAAGACCAACUUAAGCUGCACAAGGCCUCCAGGUCUCCCACCUCACGAAGAGUUGUUUUCGUUUCAUCUACAGCCCACAAACCAGGGAGAAUUGAUUUCAGUGACACGAAUGCUGAAAAGGGGUACGACAGCAUGCAGCGAUACUCUGAUUCAAAAUUGGCAAACGUCCUGGCAGCCAGGGAGUUUCAGAGGCGAUUCGAUAGGAACUACAAUAACUUCGGGAGUCACACAGCUGUGAGCGUACAUCCUGGCCUGCUCCACACCGAGCUUGCUUGUGGUUAUUUCAAGGGUCUUGUGCCGAAGCCGCUGAGGUGUUUCACAGACCCGCUCAUGCAGCAUGUUGUACUCCCACUGGCCUUGAGGCCUGCGGAGUUCGGUGGUGAGUCGGUGCUUUAUGCUGCCCUGGCACCAGAUGCAGAAGUGCGAGGAGAGUAUGUGGGACAUGGAAAGAUACUCAAGGCAGCCAUGCCAAAGGAUCGAAACGAGGAAGUGGUGGCCCAGAGAUUGUGGAGCCUCAGCGAGAAGUUGACUGGAUAUAGACCUUUGAAGGAGCUGUCUUGA